GCUACACAACCAUUAUUGCUGAGAUACCAGUCAAGUACUUUUGUUUAUUUCACCUUCCUUGGUCUAUUGAGCAGCCCUUUGUUCUCUGGUUCUUCCUUCAAGCCAGUAUCAGUAGCAUUCUCCAAUCAACGCAUACAUGUCGUCCUCGGCCGUUUGGCAGUCGCAGAUAGACCAGCACCCGGCGUUUACGCCCACGCGAAUCCCUUCGCUCUACUCUGACUUUACCCACCUCAAGGAAACCAACCCGGAAGGUUAUGCCGCCAAUCUCAGAGCAUGGAAGUCCUUGCUUUUGGGCUACCCCAAGUUUGUAUUCACCGGGGGGAAUGAGCUCCUACAGGCCCUUGUGCGCAACGGAAAUCACCCGCUACAUGUGGAUUCCGCUCUCGAUAAAUCCGUGACAGAGAACUCCUUGGUGCCCCUUUCAGUCUAUGAAAGACACACAUCUUAUUAUGACUCCCAGAAAAUGUCGGUGGGGAAGCUUUUGGGAUGGUUUUCCUUGCAAGUCGGGUUUGGAGUCUACCACAGCGCAGUCAAAAGCCCCAGUACUACCUCUAACUGGCUCAAACAAGACAGCUACAUCAAUAUCAGAAAACUUGAGGGAUUUUGUGCCGAUGUGGUUCUCCCCGUGGUGAAGAGGCAUUCCGGCACGAGAGCGUGGGUGGUACAGAAAGAUGUUUUGUUUGAAGCAAUAGAGGCGGAGAUGGAGGCUCGGACGAAAGGGGAGAGAAAGGAAAACCGAGCUUCGAAGUUGGACUUGCGUGACUUUGGAGUGCUUUUGACGUAUUUAACCCGUGAUGUGAAAGUCUGUGUGAGGCAGGGAACCAUUUUCAAGUUUUCAGAGCGCAUUUCCGUCUCGAUGGAUCUAUCCAUUUUGGUUGCAGAAGAGCCCCCUCUUGAGAUCACUGAACAGGAUGUAUCCAUGUUGUCGAUCAGAAGCACCCUCAGUCAAUUGGAGCGCCACCAGAAAGACUUGCACGAGCGAAUUCUGGAGAAGGAAACACAGAUCAAGGAACAGCUUCAGAAAAAGAAUCUCCCACAGGCGAAGCUCCAGUUGAAGAGCAAAAUGCUUUUGCUAAACUCCUUAGAAAAGUCCACUGCAAGCCACAACCAGAUCUUGGAGGUGGUGGCAAAGAUUGACGAAUCGUCUAAUAAUCUCCAGGUACUGCAGGCGUUGGAGCAAUCGAGAACGGUCUUGAAGGAGUUGAGUAGACAAGCUGGGAGCUUAGAGCUCAUUGACGAGCUCAUGGGCGAGAUUAGUGAUGAGGUUGAGAAUGUCAACGAGGUUAGUGAGAGGUUGGCAAUGCAAGAGUUAAGGGAUGUGGAGGUUGAUGAGGAGUUUGAGUCGAUGGUACAGGAAGAAGCGAUGAAGAAACAGAGGUUGGACAAAAAGGGUGUGAUCAGUGGCCAGGCGAGUGAAGUUGACGCGUUACUUGCUCCUUUGGAGGCGUUAGAAGCAGGUAAGCAUGCACCAGAGGAUGACAUCGGUAAGGUGGCGGAGAUUGCCAAUUAGAUAACCACCAAAAGCCGUACUACAUUCCCAAAGACCCUUGACCUAAAUUUCCCGGAUUCCAUUGCACGGUACGAUUUGCCGUUAAAUAUGCGUGGGUUCUCCCGCGCAUCACUUUUUUCCACCAACGUUCGUUUCCGUGUCUAAUGUAACGGCUCUAAUUCAAAUAAUAUCAAAGGUGCAUGGCAUAUUGAAUGCUGUUCACCGAUAGCUGGUUACAUCCAUGGCUUCAACCGCCAUUCGUUUAGAUUAUCUCACCCAAUCCUAUAACAGAUAUUCAUCCUCUGGAUUUUCGAUAAUGACUUUUAUAAGAGUUUCA
Messenger RNA from Babjeviella inositovora NRRL Y-12698, 1826 nucleotides. RefSeq lists its product as uncharacterized. Bases 137 to 1510 code for a protein of 457 amino acids. Gene Ontology annotation, biological process: vesicle budding from membrane; late endosome to vacuole transport via multivesicular body sorting pathway. The record is from RefSeq and is a predicted model, not a curated record. The transcript has a single exon. Gene Ontology annotation, cellular component: multivesicular body. NCBI's taxonomy places the organism in Eukaryota, Fungi, Ascomycota, Pichiomycetes, Serinales.